UGCGAGUUCGGAACUUAAACAGGAGUUGAGAUUUUAUCUCAAUUUUACCGUCACAGAAUACGGACUGUCGUUGGUUUUACCUGAACAGAUGACACUUUGAAGAAUAAAGAGGUCGUUCAUACAGUGUUUUGCAGAUCACAAAUGGACUUUGCUGUGAAACAGUAGCUGGCUUAAAAGACCUGCAGGAAAAAGGCAAAACAUCUUGGAACUGCAAAUUCCAGCUGAUAUCGCAACUUGACUUUUCACAUUCAGUGAAUCAUCUUCGCCGUCCAUUCGUCUUCUCAUCCCUCUGUCCGUCUGGGUUGAGAACAAGGGGGUCCAUGGAGAAAGCUUUAAAUGGCUGAGGAGUUGUGUACCGGCUGGUUUCGCAUCGUUGCAGGUACAGUAGGCUCCUUGGAGAUAGAGGAAUGCAAAUCUGCAACCAUGAUGGAAGGAUUGAAAAAACGUACCAGGAAGGCCUUCGGGAUACGGAAGAAAGAGAAGGACAAUGACUCCACGGGGUCCCCAGACAGAGACGGUGGUUCUCAGAGGAAGACCAACGGGGCCCCUAAUGGCUUCUACGGUGAUAUCGACUGGGACAGAUAUAACUCUCCUGAGGUUGAUGAUGAGGGCUACAGCAUCAGACCUGAUGAGGAGUCCGAAGAAGGAGUACCCACCAACAAGAAGCAGCACUUCUUUUCCUCUGAUGAGUCGGAAGGAGAGGAAGACCACAGGAAAAAAUUCAAAAUCAAGAUCAAGCCUCUGCCAGCCGAUCGUGUGGUGGCAGUGCCCUCAGUCGACGAGCUCAAGGCCUCCAUAGGCAACAUAGCCCUGUCCCCAUCUCCAAUGAGAAGUCCGAGACGUAGUCCGGGUUUGAAAAGGAACACUUCCAGCGAGGAGAUUGCCAGACCGAGACGUGUCGUGACUACUUUACCCACUGUGGCCCCCACACCAGCUCCAGCUCCACAACCCCCCAGCAGUCAACAAACACCAGUCUCUGAAGACACCACAGCCUUAUUUGGGCCUCCUUUGGAAACAGCCUUUGGAGAACAGAAAACUGAAGUGGGUUUCUCUGAGUCCGAUGCGUGGGGGGCUCCUCUGUCAGAGCCUGAAUCCUCUUUGACAAGAUCCUUUCCCACAGGAACUCCACCUCCGCUUCCCCCCAAGAAUGUCCCGACCUCUCCCCCAUCACCGGGCCCUCCCUCUGCAGAUGACGCUGUGGCAUCAACAGAAGCAGACAGUUCCAGCAGGAAACCCUCAAUAGCUGACUUGGACAACAUUUUUGGACCAGAACAGGCUCCUACUGCUGGCGAGGACACAGGCGAGUCGUGGGUCUGCUUCAAUGCAGAAUCUCCUGACCGGCCGCCUCUACCACAGGAACCAGCACCUCCGCUACCGGCCUCCCCACCUCCACCUGAAUCUCCCGCCCCACCUUUGCCUACAUCACCACCUCCUCCAGAAGACCCUGCACCACCUCUCCCUACCUCCCCUCCCCCAAAAGAAGAACCAGCGCCCCCCAUCCCAACCUCCCCACCUCCCGCAGAAGAGCCUGCUGCACAUCCUGUCUCCUCAGGUCCUCCUACACCUGAGGACCGAAAUCCUCCAACACUCGCCACCUCUCCACCCCCUGCACCACCAAAAGAACUCUCCUCUCCUCCCGCUUCCUCUCCCCCUCCUCUCGACUCACCUGCCAGCGUCCCACCAGCUCCCAAUUCAAGCACCCCUCCAGCGGUGACACCUCCUGCUGAGGGACCUGUGGCACGGUCCGUCCCUCCGCCUCUCACCCUGUCUCAAGAGGAGCAGUCCAAGAACACAGAUGUCACCCAACCCAAAGAGGAAGGAGGUGAAACUGUCACCUCACCCAACGAUGCUAGCCAGGGCAAUCGGAGUACGCCUCCCCCACCUCCUCCCCCCACAUAUCGGGCAGUGGUGUCAUCACCAGGUCCCACAUCUGGAGCUGGUGGCACAAACAGCGGUUCCUCCUCUCCAGUGCGACCUGCAACGCCUUCGUCGGUAAACCCCACCCCUCCACCACCUCCACCUCGCCCCCCUUCACGGCCCAAACUUCCUCCAGGGAAGCCCACUGUAGGAGAUCCAAGUCGUCCAUUUAGCCCACCGGUCCACUCCGCCAGCCCUCCUCCUAUUGCCCCAUUGGCGCGGGCCGAGAGCACAUCCUCCAUCUCCUCCACCAACUCCCUGAGUGCCGCCACGACCCCCACUGUUGGCAAAGAGCUCUCCGUGUCCGUAUCAGAGAAUGACCAGCCAUCCCUUGUAUGGUUUGACAGAGGGAAGUUUUAUUUAACCUUUGAAGGCUGCUCCAGAGGGCCAAGUCCUCUCACCAUGGGGGCUCAGGACACUCUUCCUGUGGCCGCUGCGUUCACAGAGACGGUCAACGCCUUCUUUAAAGGAGCCGACCCCAGCAAGUGUGUUGUGAAGAUCAUAGGUGAGAUGGUUUUGUCGUUUCCGGCGGGAAUCACGCGGCACUUUGCCAAUAACCCGUCCCCCGCCGUGCUAACCUUCAGCAUAACCAACUACAGCCGACUGGAGCAUGUGCUGCCUAACCCCCAGCUCCUCUGCUGCGACACCACCACGCAAGCCAAGGCCGAUGCCAAGGACUUCUGGGUGAACAUGCCAAACCUGAUAUCCCAUUUAAAGAAGGUGGCAGAGCAGAAGCCACAGGCAACAUACUAUAAUGUGGACAUGCUCAAAUAUCAGGUAUCGGCGGAGGGUCUCCAGUCGAUUCCUCUGAAUCUGGCAGUGAGCUGGCGAUGUGAGCCCACCAGCACUGACCUGAGGAUAGACUACAAAUAUAACGGGGAGGCCAUGACGACGCCCAUGGCCCUUAACAACGUCCAGUUCCUCGUCCCUGUCGAUGGAGGGGUUUCAAAACUACAGGCUGUCUUACCUCCUGCUGCAUGGAAUGCAGAGCAUCAGAGAAUCCUUUGGAAGAUUCCUGAUAUCUCACAAAAAUCUGAAAAUGGAGGUGUGGGAUCGUUGUUAGCACGCUUUCAGCUCACAGAAGGUCCCAGUAAACCAGCUCCGCUGGCCGUGCAGUUCACCAGUGAGGGCAGCACCCUGUCGGGCUGUGACAUUGAAUUGGCUGGGCCAGGAUACCGCUUCUCUCUCAUCAAGAAGAGGUUUGCCGCAGGAAAAUACCUGGCCGACAACUAACCCAUGCUACUGAGAACAGCACUGUUGUAACAAAACAAUGGCAGUUGGACUGAGGUUGACACCGAGGACAGAGGACAAACCGACACCAGACGACAGACUUUCCGUUGACCUUUUCUGAACCCACACGACAGGUCCGCAGCCUACCCAGCAGUAUUGUAUAACUUGCAUAUAGCAUCGUGGAAACUGUUUUAGGUCAUGUAAUUAUCGUAUUUGUAUUCAUUUCAUAACAUCUGUAUUGCUGCAGUUAGACACCUGGGUUCUCCCUCCUUUCGAAGUCUGUGCCUCUGUCUCCAUCCUCCUCCGGUCAAUGUGUGGUGGUGUUGUUUUAAAGUUUCACUGCAGCUGCCUGACAGACAACAUAGACAGAAAGCUUUUCGGCCAGAUUUAAACUCUGGGUGACAAGCUGUUUGUUGUCUAGAGUACAGGAAGAUUUGGCUGUAAAAACACACAUGAAUAAGAUCCUUGCAGGCAGACACAAACCUCAACCUCUGACAAA
This is a messenger RNA of Plectropomus leopardus (leopard coralgrouper), 3646 nucleotides long. Lineage: Eukaryota; Metazoa; Chordata; Actinopteri; Perciformes; Serranidae. The record is from RefSeq and is a predicted model, not a curated record.